AGGACUGCAAGCCUAGCCUAGCUCUUCGCAGCGCCUCGCCUCGCCUCGCUGCGCUUGGGGCGGGACCGGCGGCCCGACGCUCCCUCUGGGCAGACGCGGCAGCGGAGGCGGCGGAGGCGGCGUUCGCGGUGAAGGAGGUCCCCAAGGUCCGGCGCUCGAAGCCGGAGCAGAGCCAGGGUAGGGCCAGGGCCCGAGGAGGCCGACGGGCGGCGGCGGCGACAGCGACAGGGACAGCAUGGUGUGAGGGCUCCUCCAGCCCCGAUCCGAGGCGAAGCUAGCUGGGAGCCCCCUCUGCCGCGAGCCGCGGGAGGCCGGCAUGGACGGCCGCCGUCGCUGCUGCCGCUGAGGGCUGCCCAGCGGGCAGGCAGGCAGGCAGUCUCCCGGCGCCGCCCGGCGCAGCGCAGCUAGGUCCUCCCCUUGUCCGCCCCCGCAGCCCGCACCCCACACCCCUCCGCACUCAGCCGCCGCGGCUCCGGACCAUGGCGGGGGCCAUGGAAGAGGAGGAGUACACCAAGCUGGUGAUGGAGUCGCAGCCCGAGUGGCUGCGGGCUGAGGUCAAGCGGCUCUUCCAUGAGCUGGGCGAGACCACCCGCGAGAAGAUCCAGGCGGCCGAGUACGGGCUCGUGGUGCUGGAGGAGAAGCAGCAGCUGAAGCUGCAGUACGAGGAGCUGGAGCUGGAGUAUGAGACCAUCCGCAGCGAGAUGGAGCAGCUGAAGGAGGCCUUUGGGCAGGCUCACACCAACCACAAGAAGGUGGCUGCGGACGGUGAGAGCCGUGAAGAGACCCUCAUCCAGGAGUCGGCCACCAAGGAGGAGUACUACGUGCGCAAGGUCCUAGAGCUGCAGACGGAGCUGAAGCAGCUGCGCAACGUCCUGACCAACACACAGUCAGAGAACGAGAGGCUGAAUUCUGUGGCCCAGGAGCUGAAGGAGAUCAACCAGAAUGUGGAGAUCCAGAGGGCACGCUUGCGAGAUGACAUCAAGGAGUACAAGUUCCGAGAAGCCCGCCUGCUGCAGGACUACACAGAACUCGAGGAGGAAAACAUCUGCCUCCAGAAACAAGUGUCCAUCCUGAAGCAAAACCAAGUGGAGUUUGAAGGCCUCAAACAUGAAAUCAAACGGCUGGAAGAGGAGACGGAGUACCUCAACAGCCAGCUGGAGGACGCAAUCCGCCUCAAGGAGAUCGCCGAGCGCCAGCUGGAGGAGUCGCUGGAGACCCUGAAGACAGAGCGCGAGCAGAAGAACAGCCUUCGCAAGGAGCUGUCCCACUACAUGAACAUCAACGACUCCAUGUACACCAGCCACCUGAGCUUCUCUCUGGACGGCCUCAAGUUCAGCGACGAGGCGGCCGAGCCCAACAACGACGAGGUCCUGGUCAACGGCUUUGAGCAGAACGGCCUGCACAAGGCGCGGCCUGACAGCAACAAGACGUCCACGCCCAAGAAGGAGGAGGGCCUCCUGCCGGCGCCCAGCCUGGUGUCUGACCUGCUCAGCGAGCUCAACAUCUCGGAGAUCCAGAAGCUGAAGCAGCAGCUGGUGCAGAUGGAGCGAGAAAAGAUGACCCUGCUUUCGACGCUGCAGGAGUCCCAGAAACAGCUCGAGUCCACACGGGGAGCCCUGUCUGAGCAGCACGAGAAGGUCAGCCGUCUGACUGAGAACCUCACGGCCAUGAAGAAGCUCCGGGUCAGCAAGGAGCGCCAGUCGGCGCUGGACAACGAAAAGGAGCGCGACAGCCACGAGGAUGGCGACUACUACGAGGUGGACAUCAACGGCCCCGAGAUCCUGGAGUGCAAGUACAAGGUGGCCGUGGCGGAGAUGGGUGACCUGCGGGAGGAGCUGAAGGUGCUGAAGGGCCGCUACGAGGAGUGUGCGUCUCGGUACGAGGAGGAAAAGGGCCGCUAUGAGACGGAGGGCCAGGCCCUGACGGAGAAGAUCGCACUGCUGGAGAAGGCCGGCCGUCUGGACCGAGAGCACCUGGCCCGGCUGGAGAAGGAGCUGAAGAAGGUGAGCGACGUGGCCGGAGAGACACAGGGCAGCCUGAGCGUGGCCCAGGACGAGCUGGUGACCUUCAGCGAGGAGCUGGCCAACCUUUACCACCACGUGUGCAUGUGUAACAACGAGACCCCCAACAGAGUGAUGCUGGAUUACUACAAGGAGGGCAGGGGUGGCGGGCGUGGCAGCCCCGAAGGCAGGGGCAGGCGCUCACCCGUCCUGCUCUCCAAGGGGCUCCUGGCCAUCGACCUGGGCAAGGCAGACAACGCGAGCGGCGACGGCUCACCCUCCCCCAGCUCCUCCCUGCCCUCCCCCGUGGCAGACCCCCGCAAGGAGCCCAUGAACAUCUACAACCUGAUUGCCAUCAUCCGGGACCAGAUCAAGCACCUGCAGGCGGCCGUGGACCGCACCGUGGAGCUGUCCCGCCAGCGCGUGGCCGCGCAGGAGCUGGGGCCCGUCGUGGACAAGGACAAGGAAGCCCUGAUGGAGGAGAUCCUGAAGCUGAAGUCUCUGCUGAGCACCAAGCGGGAGCAGAUCGCCACCCUGAGGACUGUGCUAAAGGCCAACAAGCAGACAGCUGAAGUGGCCCUGGCCAACCUGAAGAGCAAAUACGAGAAUGAGAAGGCCAUGGUGACAGAGACCAUGAUGAAACUCCGGAAUGAGCUGAAAGCCCUCAAGGAGGAUGCCGCAACCUUCUCUUCACUGCGGGCCAUGUUUGCCACCAGAUGUGACGAGUACGUCACCCAGCUGGACGAGAUGCAGCGUCAGCUCGCGGCCGCGGAGGACGAGAAGAAAACCCUGAACUCCCUGCUGCGCAUGGCCAUCCAGCAGAAGCUGGCCCUGACGCAGCGGCUGGAGCACCUGGAGCUCGACCAUGAGCAGGCAAAGAGGGGGCGCACCAAGUCGGCCUCCAAAGGCAAGAGCAGCACCCCAAGUCUGUAGAGUAGUAUCCGGAGACGGAAUUGGCCUUCAGUGCCCUCGGUCAAAUUGCAAGUUUCUUAAGCUGCUCGUGCUUGGCGGCUAAACCAGCCCAGGGAGCUCUGGUUGCCCAAAGGAACGGACGAAAUCCCAAAUUUCCACUCUCUCUUUUUUCUUUUUCUCAUGAAUAUACUACCUGCACUCAUUUUCAAAAUUGCAUAUCCUGGGCUGGAAAGAGAAAACCCAUACACCUCAUGGGCUGAUAUUGCUGCAGGAAACAUUUUUUACAAGUGCUGAAGAAAUGCCUUCGAACGAACAAUGAGUCUACUAGAAACGUUCGGACGGGGUUGGGGGUGGGGGGGACUGUUGGGGGAAGCAGUUUUUGUUGUGACCUAUAUUCCUUUCUUAUCUGAUUGUUAAACCUGUGCACUUUUGAUAUUUUGAUAUUGUAUUAGCUUCCUUAAUUCCUCAUGUGGAAAAGAUCUAGGAGAAGCAAUGGCUUGUGCUCACAGUAGGUCUCCAUCAUGCAUUUGUACUCGUUGAUUUCUCCAGAGGCAUGUUGCAGAACUUUGUACGCUUUUUUGGGUUGUUUUUGCUCUAGACUCUGUUUAGAUGAGAGCCCCAGCUCAGGUGGGGUGGCUCUGCUAAACUGUUACGUGCUGUGCUUCAGCAGCCUUUUUUAAUCAUGAAAUGUUAUGGUUUGUGUUUUAAAUGACUGAUUUUUAACUGCCAUGUUCAUUAAGAAAUCCAGGGUAUUCAAAUUCUGGGGUUUUUUCAUAUUGUAUUAUUAUUCUUAGGAAUAGUUCAAUGUAACAAGAAGAAAACUUGACUUUGCUCUGGUUAAAACAAAAUAAAAUUAAAGUGAUGGAAGCAGUAGUAUUACCUGCAAAUUCCAGAGAUUCUGGGUUGGAGGAAGUCGGGAAGCAUGACUGAUUAACAGAAUUUUCUACAACUGUACCAGUGAAAUUCCAAAUUGGAAUUAUUUCGUUACCUCUUUGUUUGUUGUGCCAAAUUGUGGUACAUUUAGAAAGAAAAGUUCUAAAGUCGUCAAUUAUAGGGUGUUCAAUUGCAA
Molecule: messenger RNA, 3981 nt
Organism: Phascolarctos cinereus (koala)
Lineage: Eukaryota; Metazoa; Chordata; Mammalia; Diprotodontia; Phascolarctidae
Product: protein bicaudal D homolog 2-like
Biological process (GO): microtubule anchoring at microtubule organizing center; regulation of microtubule cytoskeleton organization; protein localization to Golgi apparatus
Cellular component (GO): cytosol; Golgi apparatus
Molecular function (GO): dynein light intermediate chain binding; dynactin binding; dynein complex binding
Source: RefSeq, a predicted model, not a curated record